CAAAGACCUUGGGUUCGCAAUGACAGCGCCUUUAGAGCAUAUGUUCCGUCUAGGACGGCCAAAAUUCCUCAUGUACAGUAAUGUUAUAUACACAGUGGGCGUGGCAGCCGCCUACAAGAGCAACCCAACCUUGCCUUUCAAUCUUGGCUCCUACAUCUGGGUUUGUCUCAUGGUUCAUGCCGUCCAUGCGAUGACUCAUUAUUUUAACGAAUAUUACGAUUUCGAAGCUGACUGUGCCAACAAGAACCCAAGCCCCUGGACUGGAGGUUCGCGAGUAUUGGUGGAAGGAAAAUUGAAACCAAAAGUGGCGUUAUUGAUUGGAAGAUUAAUCUCUCUGAUAGUGUUAUCAAACGCGGUCAUUUAUUAUGGAAUCACUGGAAAUGUCCCAGCAACUAUGACUAUAGUCCUGUGUGUUAUUUUUGGACAUGGUUAUAGUGCCUGGCCUCUCAGCACGUCGCGUAGAGGACUGGGCGAGGUGAGCAUUUGUCUUGUUCUGAAUAUUCUUGUACCAUUGGUGGGUUAUCAGUCACAUGACCCAAGUUCACCAUUUGGUAACAGUUUGUUGUGGCCAAUAUUACUUCCAUUAUUACCAAUACAAUUUGUCCGAGUGAUGAUCAUGAACAUGGCUGACGUGGAACCUGAUAAAAUCACUGGUAAGCAUUCGCCAAAUGUUUAGUCCUUUAAUAGUUCUUUAAAAAUUUUAAUGUACGUGUAUUUGUUUCAUUAACAAAUUCCUGAGUUUCCUUUAAGCAUACCACUAGCUAUCACCUUUGUUCUAUCGCCAAAGAACUUUUUACCAUAUGUAUACACGAGUUAAGACCAGUUAACGUCCGAGACCAGGACGUCUUAUACAUAUAAGCGUUGCUAACCUCCGCAGAUUAGGGGCCUAACCAUAAACCUCUAGAGAUGCCUGUGGAGGAGGCUAAAAAGUUAAUAAUAUAUAGUUAGUCUUCCUCUCUUGUUUGUUUGCGAUGUCUAACCUUUUGAUGUUCUCUAGGAAAACUAACACUGGUCGCACGGCUGGGAAUGCAGUUGUCGUGCAUAAUUCACGGUAUUGGCAUGGUGUUUGCUUAUAUCUUACAUAUAUGGUUGUUUGUUUACGGAUAUCUUUCUACAACGACAUUUCUUCUCAUGCUUAUACCUGCUCCGAUUGGAUUACAACAGGUACUGUUUUAGGACACUUUGCGCACCAAUUGAUUUUUCCUUUGUUCACAUGAAAAGUGGUGAUAGGGGAUUCUGAUAAUCCUCACUUGCAUCAGUGAGAGCGGAAUGGAUGUUUUCGAUGACUGAGCCGGUUCUAGCAUAUAUUUCGGCCAAAAGACCAAUCUACAAAAUACAUAACACAAUGAGCAGCAUAGCAAAACAAAGUCUAUAUUAAAUUAGGUAAUAACAACAUAGGUGUUUAAGAACUUUCAACAAUAUGUCGUUCUUAUAUUUUGACAGCUUGUUCAACCAUACAUGUAUUACAACACAAUUCGGAAAAUGUAACUUACCAAAAUCGCCCUAAAAAGUCCUGGGACGAGGUUGUGAAGCUAUCUUGGGAGAUGGGAAUAUCUACUGUGUCAUCAUCUAUUAUUAUUGAUUGGGAGUAUUUAUUGCGCAUCUCAAACGUGUGAGAGAUUCGAACACUUUAUACUGUAGGGCUGUCACCAUAAGAUCCACGCCUGAUCACAAAGCACAGGUAAGGUGGAAGGAUUAGUUUUUGAGAAGAAAAACUGCCUCAAAUCACAGGAAUGUAUAACCGGUGAUAGUAACUAACAUUGAUUAUUUUCUGUAUAGAUCCCUAAUGUGUUCAUCCGCCCAUGGAAAUUUGAAAAUCCAUUCUGGAGCAGUCAACAUAACAUACUGUCCAUGGCCAUGGCACUUGCGGGUAUCUUACUUUCUGGAGGAAGACCACUGAGUGGAACAUCGUGGGCUCUUAUUUUCCCUCUUGUUUUGAUCUCUAUUUCUGUACCAGUCCUUUUCAAGAAGAUCGUAGACGCGGCCAAGGCUCACGAGUCUUUCAAUAAGAGACAAUAGACCAUUUAAACCAUGCAUCAGUGUUGUUAUAAAUAUUGUAUCUUUUAAUUAUAUUAUAAGCUUUUUCGUAAUCUUUUUAUUGGAAAGAAUAAAAGAAAAACUCAGAGAUCCCAAGGAUAGUGCAAAGUUGAUAUGACAAAUGAUAAAGAUUUAUUUUGAUUCGCAUGAUGUAUAAAAUAGCUCCAUGCAUGGCACACUGUUAAAGGUCACUACAUUAAAGGUGGAAAUUUUUCUUUAAAUUAGAGAAAAAUGUAUAAUUUUAUUAGAAAAUUACAAAUACACGAAAUUUCCUGGGUGUUCAUUAAUUCGCACAGUAUAAUAUUACAAUUUCUACUAGUUGUUUCAUCGAGGUCGAGUCUUGAGGAAUCAUAAACUGCUAUUGUUUGUCAAGACGUCAGAACGUUACUUUUCAUUAGAAGAUUGAUGCAUCUAUAAAGAAGUUGUUUGGCGAUUGUUUUAAUAUAUUACAAGCGACGACAGUACAAUUUCGUUUCCGUUUUCGUUUACAAUUGACUGAAUGUGAUAUUAAACCAUGACCCUGAAAUUACAAAAAAUAGAAAAUUACAAAAAGGUACAGUGUAAUUGAAUGGUUGAAUUCCAGAGAUGAAAC
Paramuricea clavata is the source of this 2629-nucleotide messenger RNA. The record is from the annotation of a GenBank genome assembly. Lineage: Eukaryota; Metazoa; Cnidaria; Anthozoa; Malacalcyonacea; Plexauridae.